Molecule: messenger RNA, 2292 nt
Organism: Phoenix dactylifera (date palm)
Lineage: Eukaryota; Viridiplantae; Streptophyta; Magnoliopsida; Arecales; Arecaceae
Product: UDP-glucuronate 4-epimerase 3-like
Source: RefSeq, a predicted model, not a curated record
AAAUUUUCGUUCCUUUCCUUCGCUUCUCGGUUUUCAAUCUGAACACAAGCUAGCCGUUCAACGGAGCCUAGAAUAAUAGUACCUUUCCCUCCCCUCUCUUCAAAGAACAAGGAACCAUCCCCUCCCUUUCCAAAUCCCUAAUUAGAAACACAACGGAAACUCCAAGAAGAGGGAUGGAAGACUAAAUAAGGCGCGUGAAGGAGAGUGAGGGAAGGGCCGAACCACAAAUAAAAAAAGGGGAGGGGGUGGAGUCAAGCAAGGAUUCUGUUGUCCAGUUUCUUCUUCUUGAAAGUAGUAAUCAGAAAGCCUGGAAGUAAUUAUUUGAUGAUGGACGGCUCUCCCUCCACGCCGGGCAAGUCCAAGAUGGAGAAGCCACCCCACCACAACCACCAUUUCCACCAUCACCCCUCCACCGCCCGCCUCCUCUUCCGCUGGCACCACUCCUCCCCCCUCUCCAAGUUCGCCUUCUGGGCCUUCCUCGCCGUCGCAGUCUUCGCCGCCCUCUUCCUCCUCUCCCCCGGCCCCCCUUCCGCUGAAGCCGACUCCCCCCCUUCAUCCAACCUUGGCCAGCACCGCCGCUCCCUCCGCACCGCCUCCUGGGGCGGCCCCGCCUGGGAGAAGCGCGUCCGCUCCUCCGCCCGCAUCCGCCGCCGGCCCGGCGGAUUCUCCGUUCUCGUCACCGGCGCGGCCGGCUUCGUCGGCACCCAUGUCUCCGCCGCUCUCAAGAAACGCGGCGACGGCGUCCUCGGCCUCGACUGUUUCAACGACUACUAUGAACCCUCCCUCAAGCGCGCCCGCCAGGCUCUCCUCGAGCGCGCGGGGGUCUUCGUCGUCGAGGGCGACAUCAACGACGCCCUCCUCCUCCGCAAGCUGUUCGACGUCGUUCCCUUCACCCACGUCAUGCACCUUGCCGCCCAGGCCGGCGUCCGUUACGCCAUGACCAACCCGGCCUCCUACGUCCACUCCAAUGUCGCCGGCCUCGUCUCCCUCCUCGAGGUCGCCAAGUCCGCCGACCCCCAGCCUGCCCUCGUCUGGGCCUCCUCCUCCUCCGUCUAUGGACUCAACUCCAAGGUCCCCUUCUCCGAGUCCGACCGCACCGAUCGCCCCGCCUCCCUCUACGCUGCCACCAAGAAGGCCGGCGAGGAGAUCGCCCACGUCUACAACCACAUCUACGGCCUUUCCAUCACUGGCCUCCGCUUCUUCACCGUCUAUGGCCCCUGGGGACGCCCCGACAUGGCCUAUUUCUUCUUCACCCGCAACAUCCUCCGCGGCAAGCCCAUCUCCAUCUUCGAGGGCCCCGGGCACGCCACCGUCGCCCGUGACUUCACCUACAUCGACGACAUCGUCCGGGGCUGCGUCGCCGCCCUUGACACCGCGGGGAAGAGCACCGGCAGCGGGGGCAAGAAGCGCGGCCCUGCCCCGCUCCGUGUCUACAACCUCGGCAACACCUCUCCUGUCCCCGUCGCCGACCUCGUCUCCAUCCUCGAGAAUCUCCUUGGUGUCAAGGCCGUCCGCAAGGCCGUCAAGAUGCCCCGCAACGGGGACGUGCAGUUCACCCACGCCAACAUCAGCCUCGCCCAGCGAGAGCUCGGCUACCACCCCACCACCAACCUCCACACUGGGCUCAAGCGCUUUGUCAGGUGGUAUCUCCAGUACUAUCGCCCUAACUUGGUCAAGAAGAGGGGCAGCAAAAGCGGCAGCAGCAAUAGCUGAUGAGGAUGAUAAGAUCAGCGGUAGCAGUGGCCGUGGUGUCGGGUCUUCUCCUUGCAUGCUUCUUGAGGCGGUCAGGAUUGUUCACUUCUUCGAGUUCAUCCUCUUCUCAUUGACGCUCGUACGGGAUUUCCUUCCCUCUUUCUUCGUCUUGUUCGAAUUUUCAGUCAGUGUCCUUUUCUUCUCCUCGGCACCUCUGCUUGGACUUCUUCUAUGUCCUCUUGUUAUAAUUGCUAGAAGAAGAGGGAAUGAAGGGGAUCGAUCAAUGGGAGUCCUGUGGCAAGGGGCUUUACUUCAGUGGUGGUGUUUAGUGUUUGCAGGAUGCUCUCAUGAUCUGUACUACUAAAGAAAAGGAAGCACGCAAUUUCUUUCUUUUGUUCUUUAUAAUUGUUUUCUUCAUCUCUCAUUCUCCACGUACUGCAUUGAUGCAUUUCUCUCUGGCAGUCAGAUGUACUUUUAGCAUUGUGUUCUGUACAUGACUGAUGAAUUUAUUAGGGCAUAUGCUAAUUGAUGUAGACCUUACUUGUCAUGACACAAUUUUAAUAAAAGAACAGAACCCAUGACCCUGGGUUUGUUAUUAGC